This is a messenger RNA of Anopheles stephensi (Asian malaria mosquito), 2529 nucleotides long. RefSeq names its product nuclear receptor subfamily 2 group E member 1 (gene dsf). Lineage: Eukaryota; Metazoa; Arthropoda; Insecta; Diptera; Culicidae. The record is from RefSeq and is a predicted model, not a curated record. The transcript is spliced from 7 exons. Gene Ontology annotation, biological process: anatomical structure development; cell differentiation; regulation of transcription by RNA polymerase II. Gene Ontology annotation, molecular function: RNA polymerase II cis-regulatory region sequence-specific DNA binding; zinc ion binding; nuclear receptor activity. Bases 589 to 2163 code for a protein of 524 amino acids.
GUUCGACAUUUAUUCUCAACUGUGCUGUCGGGUGAUGUGUUUAAAGUAGUGCUUUUUUAUUUGAAUUCUUUUGCGAUACAAAAAACACAAAAGUCAACCGAAGAACAUCCUACGCCAGUUCAGUGCACGGUGUCCAACGUGCCAUCCCAAGGAUACGGAGUUGGCUCAUUAGAAAACGCUGCUCGCAACAAAGUCACUUCUGUUCGGUGGAUUUCUAUUCGUUUUUGUAGUGUUUAUUUGCUAAAUUCUUCGCAACGCACAAGAGGAGCACUGUGUCGGUAUUUUGUUGCGUUGUGCAGCCAUUCAGGCUACUUGGCUCACGGUGGAUUUCAAACUCAUUUGGCAACCGCGCAGAAUGGGAACAGAUUGCUAGACAUACCGUGCAAAGUGUGUGGAGAUCGCAGCUCGGGCAAACACUACGGCAUCUACAGCUGCGAUGGCUGUUCCGGGUUCUUCAAGCGCAGCAUACAUCGAAACCGGGUGUACACGUGUAAGGCGGCCGGUGAGCUAAAGGGUCGCUGCCCGGUCGACAAAACGCAUCGCAACCAGUGCCGUGCCUGCCGGCUUUCCAAGUGCUUCCAGUCGGCGAUGAACAAGGACGCGGUUCAACACGAACGGGGCCCACGGAAACCGAAGCUCCAGCACCUGCAAGCGAACGGAGGCCAUCCGGGACAUCCGCACCUGUCCGGGGCGUUCGUGAACAGUGCAUCCUACGGGCACGCGAUGUCUCACUUUCCGCCCGGUUUGCACCACUCGGCCAUGAGCGGCUCGAACACACUGCUCCACCAUCCUCAACCACUCUCGUUCGCACCGCUAGGCCAUCACAUGGGACCUUCGUUACUACCUCCGGUCAAGCUGGAACAGAGUAAGUUCGAGUUCUCACUCGGUGGGCCCAAUCGUGGUGGUGAUGGUGGUGGACAACUGCCCGGAGCGAACAUCCUGUCACCGAUCAAGAUCGAACACGGCAAAAUGGCGUCCGUCGGUGGGUUCGAGUUCUCGCCGGCCGGACACAUGCAGCACAUGUACAAGUCCCUGGAACCGAUGCCUCCAUCGCCAACCGACUCCAAGAGCUCGAUCAGUGUCGACUCACCGUCCGAAAGUCUCACCAGUCCACACUCAACGGUGGAUGGCAGUUCCAGCGUUCUUAGCCCAACGCCGAUCAACGCCACCAGUUUAAGCCUUCCUUCGCCACUGUCCCAGAACGGUGUGCUUGACAUACUGAUGAGCACGGACAAGUGCCAAGAGUUCAUCCAGUACCAGAUGCAUAAUAGCAGCAUCGCUUUCCCUGCAUUUACGCCUGUGAGCAGCGCCUCGAGCGGCGUCACGCUCGGGAGUCCUGGGCAGACACCGACGUCGGCACCACCGCCUCCCAUGCCACAAGUGCCACCGUCAUCGACCGCUUCAUCGACGGGACCUGCACCACCUCCACCGCCACCACCGCCACCGCUCGUCCCACACCCGAUCGCGCUGACUGCCCUACCGCCCGAAGGUCCUACCAUUGUGCGACUUCCCACCUGGGAGAUCCUGCAGGAAACAACAGCUCGACUUCUGUUCAUGUCCGUCCGGUGGGUACGGUGCUUAAUUCCAUUCCAGACGCUCUCCAAAAAUGAUCAACAUUUACUCCUGCAGGAAUCUUGGAAGGAACUGUUCCUACUGAACUUUGCCCAGUGGAGUGUACCGUGGGAUUUGAGCAGUCUGCUUGAUUCACCUCAGGUGCGCGAUCGGUUGCCUCCCGAUGCGGCCACUCAGCUUGAGAUGAAAACGAUGCAGGAGAUACUAUGCCGGUUUCGACAGAUUUCGCCCGAUCUGAGUGAGCUGGGCUGUAUGAAGGCAGUGAUCCUCUUCUCACCGGAAACGUCCGAGCUGUGUGACGUGCAGCCGGUCGAGAUGCUGCAGGACCAAGCCCAGUGCGUCCUGUCGGAGCACGUGCGCGUCCGGUACCCACGUCAACCGACCCGUUUCGGACGACUUUUACUGCUACUGCCCCUGCUACGCACGAUCCGGUCCACCACCAUCGAGACCCUGUUCUUCAAGGAAACGAUCGGUACCGUCCCCAUCUCCCGGCUGCUGAUCGACAUGUACCAGAUGGAAAAGUACACCGACCUGGAGGGUGGCAGCGGAGGAACACCAACGCCAAACGGUGCCAUUACGCCCAAGGCAUAAAUCUCUGUCCCGUUCCUUAUCGACCACGGUACACCGCAAAACACCGCACUCAAGGGUUUUGUGGGAAUUCUUUUGGUGGUGCUUUUUAAUUUCCCAAAAACAUCACCACACACAGACACACACAGUAGACAGUAGAGACCGUCCAAUUCCGUGGAGAAAGCGAGCGCAAAAGUAUCGUGCUUGUAGCGCACAUGUUUCUGGGGUAAAAGUAUUUUUCCACAACGCUUCCGGCUGUUUGAGUUUUAUUCCGUUCCGCUAUUCCUGUGCGGGAGAAGGAACUGUUGCCACCCUGUAGUCUGCAAUGUUGCGAGUUCUUAUGAUUACAUGUUUGCAACUUUUCGCUGCUUGACGCAGUUCACGAAGCAA